GAGAGAGAGAGCAAAGACAUAAGUGAGAUAUCACACCGUGCUGGUGACAACAAAAUAGAAACAGAGAUUCUAACAUCACCAGUAUCUUUACUGGAAAUUGUGUAGCCUGUGGAUGUCACUGUAUACUGCAGACUGACUACGAAAACAUGAAAACUGAGAGGGUGGACUUUAAUUUGCCUUGCAACUCUACACUUACAUGGCUCGCAGUGACAGCAAACUACACGUUUUGGAUAAGAGGAGCGCACAGAGUUUGACACCUGGACAGCCGCAAAAAGUCAGCCAGCAUGUCAUCCAACUCCACGGCCGAUAAUCUGUGUGCACCGGAUGACCACCUCUGCAUUGUAUUGGUGCAUAUGCAGGCGGUGAUCAUCGUCCCUACGCUGCUCCUCCUGGGAACCCUGAUCACCUUACUGGCCCUGUGCUUACUGAAGUACUAUGGACCCAAACAGAAGUGGACACAGAUCACAGCCCCUAAACCCCACCACAGCUCAUCGAACAGACCCAAUCAAAGGCACAGCCACAGACAUCACCUACAGGGCGUUGAUGCCCCCCCAGGGAUAAACCCACUGGAACAUGAAGAGUUGCCAAUGUCAGUUAAACAAGUGCAGCAGAUUGUCAGGCCAACUCUGGCUGCAGUACCUCAGAUGUCCACAGAGAGGCAUCAUGGAGCCUUCAACCAGGUCACUGCCCUGCCAGUGUCCUUCUCCAUCAGGCCUAAUGACACAGUCAGCCUAUACAGAGCCAGCAUGGACAACAGAGAUGUCAUCCUGAGGGUUCUGAAAGAGACCGCAAACAGCAGUGAGAAGCAGCACUUUUUGGGUUUUGCUUCCUUCGUGUCAGGACUGGGGCGGCACUCCUCCCUACCUGAGCUGCUGGGGGUGGUUUCAGUGCAGCCGCCCCUCAUGAUGGUCGUCGAGGAGCUGCAGCACAGGGAUCUGCUGGGGUACCUGUGGAGAUGUCGACAGGAUAACUUGGGUUUAGAGUCUUCAUGUGAAAUGACAGAGAAGAGGAUCUUCACCAUGGCAGGACAAGUGGCCUCUGCUCUGGAGUACCUACACAGUCAGCGCUGCAUCCAUGGCAACGUGGGAGCACACAGCGUUCUGGUUGGUGGAGAUCUGACAGCGAAGCUGUGGGGAUUGGGCCCCGCCUACCGCAGGAGAACACAGGCCGUUACACCGGGGCAGGACAUGGAGAUGAGGAAGUGGCAGGCCCCAGAAGUGCUAAGCAGAAGAGCCGUCAGUCAGAGCAGUGAUGUAUGGUCCUUUGGUUUACUUCUCUAUGAAAUGGUCACACUAGGUGACCCACCAUUUGCCCAGAUUGUGGCGAAUGAACUUCUGCAGUAUCUACAAAGAGGAAAGCAUCUCAAACGACCGCCCACCUGCUCCAACUCACUGUACUCCAUCAUCAAAGCCUGCAACAAUUGGCGCCCCGAACAACGUCUGUCAAUGUCGGAGCUCAUUAGAACACUUCAGGCUGGAGAGAAUUCAGCCAAUGGGCGCACAGUUCUCAGAGUGCCGGAACCACUGGACAUCGAGAAGUACCUGAGGGAGGCGGGAUAUGAAGAGGCAUACAACUAUGCUGUGCUCUAAUUUGCUGAGAGCGUCAUCAGUCUGGACUACUGUUACUACGUACGUGCAUCUCAUGCAUAGACUGUAUAUAAGAAUGUCGCUUAAAUUGCCUCCUCGACACCCCCACUUGCCUACCUUCCUCGCGUCCCUUCCUCUAAGAUGCUGACGAAAUUAUGCCAGGAAAGGAACCGGGCAAAUAAAUUAAUUUAAAUGUAUUUAAAUAAUUAAAUAGAUGAGACGUCCUUUCCCCUGAAGAGUCACAUGAAUACGUCAGCUGUUGGGGCGGAGUUAGCAACUCUUUCAAUUGCACGGCUUCCGGGAAGGCUGCUCUCGUGUAUCCUCGCCCAUAGCUCCUCUAAAAUCCAUCCUCGAUGCUAUUCAUGGGCAUCGGGAAAACAUUUUUCCCAGUGAAAGCGUCAUCGUUCACAUCACUUCAUGUGGGAAUCAGGGGUGGGAAACUGGGGCUAGAUUUUGCUAAUCCCAGUUGGUGUCGCGUUGUUGACAACUGACGUACAGAAACAUGGCCGACGAUCGUUUGCCGACAGUUGGUGGCGGUCAUGCAACAAG
This is a messenger RNA of Sander lucioperca (pikeperch), 2135 nucleotides long. RefSeq names its product serine/threonine/tyrosine kinase 1a (gene styk1a). Lineage: Eukaryota; Metazoa; Chordata; Actinopteri; Perciformes; Percidae. The transcript is spliced from 10 exons. The record is from RefSeq and is a predicted model, not a curated record. The coding region runs from base 285 to 1589 and encodes 434 amino acids. Gene Ontology annotation, biological process: protein phosphorylation; multicellular organism development; cell surface receptor protein tyrosine kinase signaling pathway. Gene Ontology annotation, molecular function: ATP binding; transmembrane receptor protein tyrosine kinase activity. Gene Ontology annotation, cellular component: signaling receptor complex.